This is a messenger RNA of Drosophila hydei, 1411 nucleotides long. RefSeq names its product vacuolar protein-sorting-associated protein 36 (gene Vps36). Gene Ontology annotation, biological process: protein transport to vacuole involved in ubiquitin-dependent protein catabolic process via the multivesicular body sorting pathway. Gene Ontology annotation, cellular component: ESCRT II complex; late endosome membrane. The record is from RefSeq and is a predicted model, not a curated record. Gene Ontology annotation, molecular function: ubiquitin binding; phosphatidylinositol-3-phosphate binding. The transcript is spliced from 3 exons. NCBI's taxonomy places the organism in Eukaryota, Metazoa, Arthropoda, Insecta, Diptera, Drosophilidae. The coding region runs from base 99 to 1295 and encodes 398 amino acids.
AUAUCGUAACGCUGUCAUUCAGUGUUCAUAUCUAGUUAUAUUAAAAGUCACAACAAUUGUAAAAGAAAUAUUUAAUAAUUAAAUAGCAAUAAGCAACAAUGAAUCGCUUUGCAUAUGAAGAGGCCCGCUUAACCGAAAGCGAGUCGUUCGUAAGCCGCGAUCGCAAUGUCAAAAUCUACGAUGGAGACCAAAAGACGGAAUUUGAAGAUGGAGAAGUGGUGCUUACAACUCAUAGAUUAUUUUGGGGCCGUCCUGGGGAAAUCGCACGAGCAGCCGUCACUCUUUGUUUGCCACUUAGCUAUGUUAUCUCUCUCAGUGAGGAAACAACAGCUUCGAAUUUUUUUGGGCGAAAAACUCGGAUAAUAAUGCACUUGCGUCCGCCCAAUAUAAAUAAAGCUCCAGGCCCACUUGACACAAGUCGAGCUACACACAUAAAGCUCUCCGGUAAAAACGGACUAAGUGUGGAAUUUCACAGCGCGCUGCGAGAAACUUUAAAUGCGCGUGUCUGGGAAAUCGCCUUGACGAGUGAGACCAUUGUGAAAGGAGUAGAGUCGAUGUCAAGUGUAGGUGAUAAGUUAGCUAGGAUUCAGAAACGUACGGGAAUAGGUGGAAUAGAACGGCAUCUAGAAGCGAAAGCCAAGGAAACGGACGAGAAUAUAGCACUUGCUUUCCAAGAUCUAAGUGUUCUUAUGGCAAUGGCAAAGGAUAUGGUAGGCUUAUCCAAAAAUAUAAGCGGCAAAAUACGUGAGCAAAGAGGUGAAAUAUCCGAAGAUGAAACAGUUCGCUUCAAAUCUUAUCUGCUCAGCUUGGGCAUAGAUGAUCCGGUGACACGCGACAAUUUUAGCAGCAAUACGGCUUAUUUCAAUAGUUUGGCUCAGCAAGUAUGCCAAAUGCUACUCGAUCCAAUUGAAGAACAUGGAGGCAUGAUGUCCCUGGCUGAUGUAUAUUGUCGUGUGAAUCGCGCUCGUGGUCUGGAACUUCUUUCACCUGAAGAUUUGUUGCAUGCAUGCGAACGCCUUAGUGGGCCCAUUAAAUUACGUCGAUUCCCCAGUGGAGCUAUGGUUCUACAGCUCGAAUCUCAUGAUGAUGAGGUAAUUUCGAUUGACACGCUGCAGAAAGUGCGAGAUGCGGAAUCUUUGGCAGUGGAGGAACUGGCUAAACAGCUUCGUAUAUCGCUUUUGUUAGCUAAGGAGCGGCUACUGGUGGCUGAGAGAAUGGGAAAAGUUUGUCGAGAUGAAUCCGUGGAGGGACUACGCUUUUAUCCCAAUCUAUUGCUUUCUUGUGAUAAUGACUAACUAUAUGUAAUAUAUAAAAAUAAAAAAUUAGUAAAUGGAAUGUAUCCCAUUCAAAUGUUACAAGAGUAUUAUGUAAAAUUCUAAAAUUGAGAUAAACACAGAAAAUUUGUACAUUC